AUGAAGUCACCAAUGUCAAGCUCGCACAACCCGAAAGCCUCAAAUCCUCAACUAUGCGUAUCUUCUUACUUCAAUAACCCCUCAAUGGAGAUCCAUACAAUUGAUAAAGAAUAUGAAAAUGGUACAAACCAUAGCGACAACUUUUUAAGACAGUUUUCCUUACCGCAAGAAAAUUUACAAGACUUUUUGACUGGUUUCAAUGCUCAAGAACAAGCUGUUCACGCAAAUCAGAUGGACAUUUUGCAUACUAGAGAACGCACAUUCGAUCAGUUCGUAUUACAAGAUAUGUUCAGAGUUUCUCUUUUCCCUCGCACAUACAAUGAUGUCGAGUCAUCUGGAAUGUCUUCCACAUCAGAGGACUGUGCCAGUAUGAACUUUUCUGGGGAAGCUUACCAUCUGGUUUCUCCGGCUGAAUCUCGAGCCAUAGAUACCAUGGCUGACUUUACAGCAUCAUCUCCCUCUAUCAAGAAAAAAAAGCAUAAGCGGAGGCUGCUUAUGAAUCGUUCGAGGCUUGGAUGUUGGAUCUGUAGAAUAAAGCACUUGAAAUGCGACGAAACCAAGCCUGCUUGCACAAACUGCAUUCGCUUUGGCAUUGAAUGCGAUUAUUCGGUAGAGCGUCCCGCUUACGUUCUGGAUUCCAGUCUUAGAAGAAAAAAACUAGAUUCUAUUAUAACCAAAAAACGCCGGCGUUCAGAGAGCACGCCAAAUGCAUCUUUUUUUGCGAGUGCAAUAGAGGAAAAUAUGAAUCAGUCUGACUUUUCAUAUUUUCGGAAGCAAGAAGGGACAAGUUUUGAUGCAGACUAA
This is a messenger RNA of Metschnikowia bicuspidata var. bicuspidata NRRL YB-4993, 804 nucleotides long. It is a transcript of the gene UME6, whose product is annotated as Zn(II)2Cys6 transcription factor UME6. Gene Ontology annotation, biological process: regulation of DNA-templated transcription. Gene Ontology annotation, molecular function: zinc ion binding; DNA-binding transcription factor activity, RNA polymerase II-specific. The record is from RefSeq and is a predicted model, not a curated record. The transcript has a single exon. Lineage: Eukaryota; Fungi; Ascomycota; Pichiomycetes; Serinales; Metschnikowiaceae. The coding region runs from base 1 to 804 and encodes 267 amino acids.